AUGCUACGUAUACGGUUAGGACGCUACCUAUUACGGCGACAUACAAAUGAAAAUUUGAUUUUGAAAUUAUUUUUAAAAAUGGGAUUAAAACCUAAAAAUUUCAUUCGUCGUUUAUUUCAUAAUAAAACUCAUUAUCAUUAUCGUCAUAUUGUAAAUACCGUAAAAAUUUCAACACAUGAUCAAUCGGUCCAAACAAGUUUCAAUGAUACACAAUUAACAACAACAGUAAUCGUCAAUAGUCGUCGUUCUCGAAAACAUUCAUCUACUACAUUAUCGUCAACUACACCCAAAACACGUCGUCGUUCAUCUUUAAAAACAUACAUAUCGAUCUAUUCACCGAAAAUAGUACCGUUAAUAAAUCGUUCAAUCCAUCGUCGUCGUAGUUAUGAUUUUGAUCUCAAAAUGCCCAAACGACUUAAGUGUGAAAACUCAAAUGUUGCUUUAAUCAGAAAAAUUCGUCCAAUUACAACUGAAUGUGAAUUAUAUGAAAAACCAUUGUCAUUAGUAUCAAUUGAAACAAAAAAAUUAGAUAACGAUACAACACUUGUUCCAAAUCAUCGAAAACUUUAUCAUGAUUCAUGGGAAUUUUUGUGUGAUACUCAUUCAUCUACGAACAAAUAUAGCAACAAUAACAUGUCAUUUCUUAAUUCCAAAGAAGAACAAGAACAAGUAGAUGAAACGAUCAGUAUGCAAAAUCAAAAUGAACAUUUUUCUGUUGGAACAAUUGGACCGUUGACAUGGAGUACACCAAUUCAUACAGCAUCAUUCAAAGCUUCAAGCCCUUACAGUCAAAAUCCUUAUCGAGAAAUGAAUUUAUCAUUCUCAAAUAUAUUUAAUAUUACCUGUCUAGACUAA
Molecule: messenger RNA, 855 nt
Organism: Didymodactylos carnosus
Lineage: Eukaryota; Metazoa; Rotifera; Eurotatoria; Philodinida; Philodinidae
Source: the annotation of a GenBank genome assembly